Molecule: messenger RNA, 3885 nt
Organism: Sinocyclocheilus rhinocerous
Lineage: Eukaryota; Metazoa; Chordata; Actinopteri; Cypriniformes; Cyprinidae
Product: dipeptidyl aminopeptidase-like protein 6
Exons: 26
Coding region: 341-2743 (800 amino acids)
Biological process (GO): regulation of potassium ion transmembrane transport; proteolysis
Cellular component (GO): plasma membrane; voltage-gated potassium channel complex
Molecular function (GO): serine-type peptidase activity; potassium channel regulator activity
Source: RefSeq, a predicted model, not a curated record
GCGCUUGGUGCACGGAGGCGGGGGUGAAAAAGGCGGCAAGCGCGUGAAGGGGGAUGAGAAAAGCUCGUGUGCGCUGCACUCGUAGUCGACCGGUGUCGGUUUCCAGGCUGUGAUCGGUGUUCUCUGUGUCCGUUUUUCCUUCACUCCUCUCUCUCUCUCUUUCUCUGUGUAAUUUAGCAACAGUGACGCACCAAUCCUCUGAAGAACGACUCAAAUCUCACGUCUAACUGGGAUUUUGCUGCAUUUCUACCGUUUUCUCCUCAGCAUCUUCUCUCUGUGUAACCGUCAGCGGUCUCGUCACAAACUGAAUGUCUCUUGCUGUCUGUGGUAAUUUGUUAUCAUGACCACAGCAAAGGAGUCAAAUAUAUCGACCAAAGCAGCUCAACAGCAAGAUCAGGAGCUGGUGGGAAGUAACCCUCCGCAGAGGAACUGGAAGGGAAUAGCGAUUGCACUGCUUGUUAUUCUGGUCAUCUGCUCUCUGAUCGUCACCUCUGUCAUUCUGCUGACUCCAGGUGAGGACGAUAGCCUGGCCUUGAAAGGGAAAGUGACAGUGGAAGAAAUCUUCAAAAAAGACUUCAAAGUUCACGACCCAAAUGCUAAGUGGAUCAGCAGUAAUGAGCUCCUCUAUCGUACUCGUGAAGGUGAUGUGGUCCGCUUUAACAUGGAGACCAAUGAGAGUACAAUCCUGGUCACAAACAGGAAGUUUGAAAUGUACAAAGCCAGCAAAUAUGAGGUUUCCCCAGAUAUGAAACUCGUUCUGCUUGCCUACAACGUGCAGCCGGUUUACGAGCACUCCUUCACUGCGGACUACAUCAUUUGCAGUCUGGAAACUCCGGAAACGUGGAUCCUGAACCCUCCAGAAGUGCGAAACGCUCAUCUGCAGUAUGCAGGAUGGGGACCGCGAGGCCAGCAGCUGAUUUUUAUAUUUGAGAAUAACAUCUACUAUCGGGCCACUGUGGAGAACAGAUCCAUCCGUCUUGUUUCCACUGGGAAGGAAGGUGUGAUAUUCAACGGCCUGAGCGACUGGCUUUAUGAAGCGGAGAUCUUUAAGUCCCACAUUGCUCACUGGUGGUCUCCGGAUGGGGCCAGGCUUGCAUACGCGACCAUCAACGACACACUGGUGCCCAAAAUGGAGAUCCCCAUGUUCACCGGCUCCGUCUACCCUACGGCAAGACAAUACCAUUACCCCAAGGCAGGAGAGGAAAACCCUGUCAUCUCUCUUUAUGUGGUGAAUCUCAAUGGCCCUCUGCACACCAUUGAGAUGAGAAGACCGGAGGACCAAAGAAUAGGUGAAUACUAUGUGACGAUGGUGAAGUGGGCCACAAGCACGAAACUGGCUGUAAACUGGUUGAACCGAGCCCAGAAUAUCUCCAUCCUGACCCUCUGUGUGGCCACAACGGGUGUCUGCACCAAGAAACAUGAGGAUGAAAGUGAAGGGUGGCUGCACAGACAGGAUGAAGAGCCGCUGUUCUCUAAAGACAGUCUGAGGCUGUUCUUCACCAGAGCGAUCCCACAGGGAGGACGAGGGAAGUUCUUCCACAUCUCCAUGUCCAUCUCACAGCCCAACAGCAGCACAGAUACUCUGCAGUCCAUCACAUCAGGAGACUGGGAUGUCACGCAGGUUCUUGCGUAUGAUGAGGACAGCCAGUUAAUAUAUUUCCUCAGUACUGAGGAUGACCCUAAAAGAAGACAUCUCUACAGCGCAGACACGGUGGGCACCUUCAACCGCCGCUGUUUGUCCUGUGAUUUCACGGACAGCUGCGGGUACGUCAGUGGCUUCUUCUGUCCCAGCAUGGACUACUUCCUGCUCAACUGUAAAGGUCCUGAUGUUCCGUAUGUGUCGGUUUACAGCACCCAUGACAGACAGAAGGUGCGUGACAUCGAGUUGAAUCGGAACUUGAGGAGAAUGGUGAACUCGAUGCAGAUGCCGAAAGUGGAAUACAGAAAAAUAAACAUAGAGGAUUACAGCCUCAGCAUGCAGAUCCUGAAACCUGCAGGCUUCAUAGACACCUCACACUACCCACUUUUGCUCCUCGUAGAUGGGACUCCAGGCAGACAGUCAGUCUCAGAGCAGUUCCACAUUGACUGGGCAUCAGUGCUGAUCAGCAAUUUUGGGGUGAUUGCAUUGCGCUUUGACGGUCGUGGAAGUGGCUUCCAGGGGACUAACUUACUCCAUAAGGUGCAGCGCAGGCUGGGAAUGUUCGAGGAGAAAGACCAGCUGGAUGCCCUCAGUAUUAUGAUGCAGGAGCCUUAUAUUGACAAGACCAGAAUUGGAGCUUUUGGGCAGGUGUAUGGAGGUUACGUCACCAGCCUUCUGCUCAGCUCUGAGGACUCCGUGCUCAAGUGUGCUGCAGUGCUCUCGCCCAUCACAGAUUUUGCACUAUAUGCUUCAGCGUUCUCAGAGAGAUUUCUAGGCCCUCCCAAGCCAGAUCGGAGGGCAUACGAGAUGGCCAACCUUGCAUACAGAGCGUCCCAGUUCAUCGAUAAGAAGUUUUUAAUCAUUCAUCCUACAGCAGAUGAAAAAGUUCAUUUUCAGCACACAGCCAAAUUCAUCUCCAGGUUAAUCAGCGAGAGAGCAAAUUACACUCUGCAGAUCUACCCAGACGAAGGACACUUCAUUCACAACGAGGGGACACGGCAGCACCUCAGUCAAUCGCUGGUCAACUUCUUUGAGGAGUGUUUCCGGCUUCCGGACCGAGUGUUCGAGGAGGCGCUAGAAGAGGAGAGCGAAGAGGAGGGUUAGUUCACCCAUUCCAUGAUGUCCAAGCACAAAGCCAGCUCCUUUUGCCACCUAAUAUGCAACCCAUAGAUUUGAACCCUCCAGUUUUCAGUUCCCUCCCGGUGUCGCAUGCUGACUCUGAGACUGCCCUGCCUCGUGCUCCUGCCUCAGUUCCCCUUCAGGUGCUCCUCACUAUACAUCAACCCUCGACAGACCGCGGCCGUGGCGCGGCAACCAGCUGGCGCCUCAUCAUCUCGCUCUCCCCAGCAGGCCAGUUAUGAGCUUCUGAAGGUCUUAGGAGUCUCUGGUCUGUCCAUCACGUUAACAAAUGAGACGCUGCGAUAUUAACUGACCGCCAAGCGUGAUGGCCUUUGAAUCCCUAAGAGCUGUGGGACUUGCAGAGUUGAAACAGCAAGGUCAAUCAGUGUUUGAUUCAAAUAGAUAUUUGGUGUUUUGGGCAAAGGGGGUUGUUGUCGGGAGAACGUUUCAUUUGUGGUUCAAAAGGUCUUCUCAUGUCCAAUUGUGCUCGUGUCUGGUGUUGCAAUGUAAAGUCGCACAUGAAAACCAUUCACUUGGAUAUCGAUAAAACUUGUUUUCAGUGUUCAAGCGUGUCCGAGUCUUGGAAAUCUUGUAGCCUCAAGUGUGUAUUUAGAUGGUGUUUAUUCAUUGCAGAAACUUCAUCAAGCAGAAGGGGAGCAAAAACUAUUCUCAUUAUUCUCGCAGACCAUGACAGUUUUUACAAGACUGUUGAUCCCACUUCUCAGCGUGUGUAUCCUUGAAGUGAUGGUCUGUCAGUGCUGAAGAAAGCGCUCUAUGUUGAUUUAGUCACUGUGCCUUAUUACGGGGGCGAACAAUCGUUUUCAAGGAGCCUCCUUGUGAAUAUCACCAGUCAUUCAAGGCUUAUGUUGGAUUGACUAAAAUCCUGUAUCUAAAACGCUCUUGUUACAUUGUCGAUGACAUCACGGAAUGCAUUAUUGUCUGUAAUAGCAUUACGAAGACACUGUUAUUUUCAUUUGCGUCUUUGUGAGCCAGUGUUGUUUUAGCAUCAACAAAAACAAACUCGCUCACAUCCUGCUAAUAGCGGUUUUCCAUCUACUUUAAGGAUCGAGUAAUGGAGCAUGAAAUUAAAAUGUAUGAUUUCAACAUUACCUCAGCAUUAAACUAAA